AUGGAGCGGCUGGUUGUGUGCGUGCUGCUCUGCGCGGCUCUGGUGGAGGGUUACAGCUGCCCCGGCCGCUGUAUCUGCCAGCACCUCUCCCCAACUCUGACCCUGCUCUGCGCCAAGACCGGCUUGCUAUUUGUCCCCCCGACCAUCGACCGCAAGACCGUGGAGCUGCGACUCACGGACAACUUCAUCACCAUCAUCCGCAGGAAAGACUUUUACAACAUGACCAGCCUGGUCCACCUCACGUUAUCCCGUAACACCAUCAGCCAGAUCGUCCCUCACGCCUUCCUCGGCCUGCGGUCUCUGCGGGCGCUCCACAUGGACGGAAACCGCCUCAGUGCGAUUAAGAGCGACCACUUUAAAGGCCUCAUCAACUUGCGUCACCUCAUCCUCGGGAACAACCAGAUCCACCUGGUGGCUCCGAACUCCUUCGAUGAGUUUGUUUCCACGAUCGAGGACUUGGAUUUGUCCAACAACAACCUGCGCACGCUCCCCUGGGAGGCCAUCGCCAGGAUGACCAAUAUUAACACACUCACUCUGGACCACAACCUGAUUGACCACAUCGGAGCGGGGACAUUUACACUGCUUACCAAGCUGGUCCGUCUGGACAUGACCUCCAACAGGCUGCAGAAGCUGCCGCCAGACAGCUUGUUGCAGCACGCUCAGGUGCUGUCGGAUGCCAAAGGCUCCAGCUCAUCCACUCUGGCUGUGAGCUUUGGAGGAAACCCACUUCACUGUAAUUGCGAGCUGCUUUGGCUCCGUCGGCUGACAAGAGAAGAUGACCUGGAGACCUGUGCCUCCCCUGAGCACCUGAUGGAUAAAUAUUUCUGGUCGAUACAGGAGGAGGAGUUUAUCUGUGAGCCCCCGCUGAUCACCAAACAUCUAUCCACUAAGCCUUAUGUGAUGGAAGGGCAGGGUGUGACUCUUAAAUGUAAAGCUGUAGGUGAUCCAGAUCCUGAUAUCCACUGGCGGUCUCCAGACGGCAAGCUGGUGCAUAAUAACUCCCGCACCAUCUUGUAUGAUAAUGGUACCCUUGAUAUUCUCAUCACCACGCUCAAGGACAGCGGGGCUUUUAGCUGCGUGGCAUCCAACGCCGCAGGCAUCGCUACAGCUGCUGUCGAGAUCAACAUGAUCCCCUUACCCUUGUUUGUGAACAACACGGGUCACAUGCGCGAGGACCCCGGCCUCUCAGACAUCACCACCUCCUCCAAAUCCGGUAAUGACACCAAGGGCUACGACAAGCAGGACAGGAGGGUGAUGGUCUCCGAGCUGACCUCCUCCUCCGCCGUGAUCCGCUGGCCGUCCGAGCGACACAUCCCCGGCAUCAGGAUGUACCAGAUCCAGUACAACAGCACGGCGGAUGAUACUUUGGUGUACAGGUAAGUCUUGGUGGAGGGGAGCAGAGGGUGUUGGUGGUGGGAGCAGGGACAUGAGGAAAGGUGAGACAUCUGGAGUUACCAUCUGCUGGAUGACGCAGCUGCCGACUGAAAGAUCCCAAAGUAGCAAAUUGAUGAAGUACGUUCAAAAAUAAGUAGAGCUCCUGAAGUGCAAGCAGGUGAUUGAUUUAAAGAGUUUAUUUCAUUUCCUUUAAAAUAUCACGCGAUAUAAUGAAAAUGGACCGAACAUUUAAGAUAUUCAUAGACUCAAUAAAUGAUUCACUGUCUCUGAUACUUGAGUAAAUUGAAGUUGAGCACUCUACUGAAAUAAAGAGCCUGUAGCGCCAUAAAAAAACAAAUCAACAAUAAACAAUAACAUGAGGGCAGACGACUUCACUGCAUGUAAGGGUUUGUAUCAUUAGCAAGUGUCUGCAGUAAUUGGUAGAAACACGGAGUGUGAUUAGAUGUGGCUGACUAAUGAAAGGCUGGGUUUGCAGUGGUGGAAGAGGUAUCAUUUGCUUACAGAGGGUAAAAUAGAAAGAGCACACCAUUAAAAUACUCCCUGACAAGCAAAGGCCCCGCGUUUUAAAUUAACCUCCAGUAAAAGUACAGAAGUUAUUAUCAGAGAAGUGCAUCCUAAAUAAGAAAAACUUCAUCUGCUUAGUCUUCAGAGGAAAUAUCUGUCCUGGUUGAUGAAUUUUAUUGGAUUUAUUACAUUUCAGCACUUAGCGGUACGUCAGGAACAGAUGUAAGAGUAGUAAGGCUGGAGCUACCAUCAGGUAUUCAAAUUAAUGCUCUACAUCGCAGCAUUUAUUACACUUUAAGUUCAUUUGCAAUGCAAAUCGCAUUAUUGUCCUCUAUGGUGCAUUUAUCAAAACAAAAUUCACAAACGAUUGCGGAGAAGACAAACUCAAAGAUAAAUCUGUGUAUUAAUGGCACAAAAAAUCACCUCAGACGUGAUAGAGACCGAACAACGCCAGAUGCUGUUCAAACAACUGUGCAUAAAAAUCAUUCAUGGCUGCAGGACUGAGGUAGUUUUGAAUCGGUCCGACAGUCAUGCUGAAGCUCACCUGCGUCUGUUAUAAAGUCACAAAAUAAUUGAAAGGAUGCACAAGAUGAUGAAAUGAGAGAAAAAAGGGGGAAACGACAAAAUCUGAUUUCCAUAGCUGUGUUAGUUUUGAAAGUAUUUACAGUUUUUGAUUCCUUUACCGUGUGUAAAGCAAAAUCAGAGAAUUAAGUAUAAUUCCCUUUGAAUGGAGCCAAGCACGGCUCUUUAGUUAAAGUGAAUACCUUACAGUGCAGAGACUGAACGAGAUCUCAUCUGUAACAUUUGCCAGGUGCCUUUGCCAAGUAUUGUGAGAAACAUUUCUUGGCUCUUGUUUGCCAUGAGUUGCAUACAGUUUAAUCUUUUUGAAAAAUAAGAAAACAGUCAAAUAAACAAACAGAUAAAUCCCUUUUCAAUAUUAGCUGUAUCAAAAGGGCUGGGGACAAGUUUUUAAUAUAUUGUUGUGGAUUAAAAUGGUGAAUUACUUUGGUAUCAUCUUUGUUUAGCUCAGUAUUUUUUGUAUCAUAUAGAGCAGGCGACUGUAAAAGUUUUUCAUUGGUCAUUGUCCCUAAAACAACGACCAAGCUCUCUCGACUUUGGCUCCCAAAUCGUGGGAGGAAUUGCCACUCGAGAUUAAAACACCCCCCACUCUUUCUACUUUUAAAUCACAUCUUAAAAUUCUUGGCUUUUAGUUCGGCAUGAGAGUUGUGUAAUCUCUGUCCUUUUAUGUCUUUUAUGGUCCUUCUAUCGCUUUUAUUUCUUUUAUGCUUUUGUGUUUUUAUUUCAUUGAUUUUAUUUCAUUUUAAAUGUUUUUUUACCUACUUGUAUUUGUUUCAUCUUGAUGGGUUUUUUUUGUUCUGCACUUCUUGUUCUUUUUAUUUUACUGUGCAGCACUUUGGUAAACUCGAAUGUUUUUUAAAAUGUGUGGUAUAUAUAAAGUGGAUUGGAUUGGAUUAGAUUGGUUGAGGACCACUGCCUGUUGACACACAAAGAGAGAGAAAUAUUGUUCGAGCUUCAAGGUCAGCCCAGUGUAUGUGGGUUUGGUCAUAAUAUAAAAAGAAAAAAGGGGGAGGAAUAAAGAGACCUCUUGUUUCUGAAAAACCUUCAAGGACAGCAACAAAGUCCUGGACCAAACUUUUAAUUACUAUGACCCGGGCGACUACAAGUUUUCCCACGCAUGUAUGAAAUUCAAUAAAUUCUAAAAAUCAAUCUAUCUGAUAAACCCUCGUCAUGGUCACAUUAACAGAACUCUCCCUGUUCAAACCGGCGAAUCAAAUGUUUGCAAACCUAUUGAAAGAAGAGUUUUGAAUGUGAGAAUGAGUUUUGAUAUUCGACCCUCACGAACUCACCUGGUGAGGGUUUAUUCAGGUGUUUUGUAUGCACAGAGCGAGUUAAUAAAUGUCAUCUUUUUUAAGAUACUUGAGACCUUCUGCUGUAUAAUUUUCUCAUCCGGUUUAGGCGUGGGGCUGAGUGUUGUUUUGUCUUUGGGUGCAACAUCAUAACCUCCAAAUGAUAACCAUCAGAGUCCCCCUGUGGGGAGAAGGAACAAGCUCCUAAUUAUAUUAACGCCAAUGUUGACCUGAAGACAAUACCUCUCCCUCUGCUGUAUUUAGAGAGGUGUAAUGUUGCAGCUGCCGACUAAAUGUGACCUUAGGUAUUCACACAUGAAAAUUGCCGCCACAUCAUGCAGCAGAGCCGCUCGCCCUGCAGCCUGCAGCGGUUGUGCAGCGCACCGUUAGACAGCGAGCCUUCUCUGCCAUGUUUAUCACCUUGUAGUUUACCCUUGCUGUUAUUUUACACACAAACCCAACAGAGCAACUUCUCACUGCUGUUUUAUAAGACGAUAGAGUUUCUCAUCAGUCAACUUUUAAUGAAAUGUUGUGGUUUCUCUGGGUGUCUAGCUCAGUACCUGAUAUUUAGUGCAGGAGCUGUGAUCGAGGAGUGUGUUGUGUUUUUGUUGUGAGGAGCUGGCACCUUUGUGUGAUUUAAUACACCCUAUGCAAAUCAGUAAAUGUGGGCGUUGUAAUUCUGAUGAUUAAUCGUCUACAUCUUCACUGGCGCUCUGUGUCUCCUCUCUCUGUAGAAUGAUCCCUUCAACAAGCAAGAACUUCUUAAUCAAUGAUCUGGCUGCAGGGCGGGAGUAUGACCUUUGCGUGCUGGCGGUUUAUGACGAUGGCAUCACAUCAUUAACAGCUACACGUGUGGUCGGAUGUGUGCAGUUCCACACGGCCAGCGAGGUCAGCCAGUGCCGCUUCAUGCACAGCCAGUUCCUGGGAGGCACCAUGAUCAUCAUUAUUGGUGGUAUAAUCGUUGCUUCUGUGCUGGUUUUCAUUAUCAUCCUGAUGAUCCGCUACAAGGCCUACAGCAGCCCAGAGGACAGCAAGACCAAGGUCAGCUCCAGCAUGCACUCACAGACCAACGGCAGCCAGCAGCGGCUGCAGCGCUCCGCCUCCAAGCAGCCCUCCGACGAUGGCCAGCGUGAAGCCGGGACGUCAAAAGAGUGCAUGGCGCUGGUGCUGCGGGUGGACCACGAGAAGAGGGAGGACGCAGGAGCCACCACUGCCAUCCUGGAGGUGGAGCUACCUCCGCUGAAUGUAGACAGGAUGAAGAGGAGGACCAGCCUGGACGCACAGCGCUCCGGCCCCCCGUCUGAAGACACGCAGACGGACAGUAGCCUCACAGGCUCAACCAUGUCCCUGUGUCUCAUAGGCCCCAAUGCUGGCUCCAAGGAGGCCCCCAGGCUCAAAGACAAGAAAAGCGCCCUGGCCAACAUGGGAUUACUCCCUAAUGAGCUGGCACGAACUAGGCAUAGAUUCUCGUUUGACGGAGGGGAUUACUCCAUUUUUCAGAGUCAUAGUUACCCCCGCAGAGCGAGGACGAGGUGGCACAAGUCCACCAACCAGCUCAACAUGGAGUCGUCUCCGCUCGCCAACAGGAGAGUUACAUUCAGCAGCACUGAGUGGAUGCUAGAGAGCACAGUGUGA
Messenger RNA from Xyrichtys novacula (pearly razorfish), 5402 nucleotides. Lineage: Eukaryota; Metazoa; Chordata; Actinopteri; Labriformes; Labridae. The record is from the annotation of a GenBank genome assembly.